AGACGGAACGGAAUUCUCUCUCUGUGCGUGUCUCGCGCUCCUCUAACUGCCCUAACGGACGAGAUGCCGCGUUCGCCGUCGGGGGUAGCAGAUGCUGUUUGUCAGCGAGCACCUAUUAAGGGUCGACGCGAUACACACAUGUUGUGUGUGCUCCCUCCCGCCACCCCCUCGGAAAAAAUAGCCUCGUCAGGCUAUUGGGGCAAGUGCUGUUAGCGAGCACCUAUUGUCAAGAAGGCAAAGGCGCAGCUCCUGCAGUUGCUCGCUCACGCCGCUGCUGGCGGAAGGGAGGGCCUCCUCCACUCGAGGGCGGGGUGCGUGACGCCGACACGGGCUGACACGGGGAGAUACAAAGUUGGAGCAUGGAAGGAAGACGCCAUCCUGAGUCCCGACCAUGGAAAUGGCAACAUCAGUUAAAAGAGAGUGGAGGAGGCCCUGCGAGUCGAGGCCCUGUGAGCCGGGGCCCCGCGGGCCGGAACCCCGUGAGCCGGGGCCCCGCGGGCCGGGGUCCGGGAUCACCGCGAAGCGACGAUGAGUCCCUCGCGUGGCUAUGGGCCCAAGUGGAGCUUCUCCGAGCCCCGUGCCGGGCUCCCUCUCAUCCCUUAUCCCCCCACCUGCCGGGGGAGCCUUCCACCCAGGGGGUCUACCCCCCGACUCACGGCAGCCACAGUAGCGGCAUCGGCAAGAGCGGGGACCCCGAGGUGGAAGAGCCCCUGAGACACUGGGUCCCCUACGUCUACCUGGCCUGCAACUCGCCCGCGUGCGACAAGUGCAGGGCGAGAGUGAAGCUGAUGCAGCAGCAGAAUGAUCAUCAUCACCAGCAGCAGCAGAAUCAGCAGCAGCAUCAGCAGCAGGAUCAUCAUCAUCAGCAGCAUCAGCAGCAGGAUCAUCAUCAGCAGCAGCAUCACCACCAGCAGCAGCAUCAGCAGCAGCAGCAUCAGCAGCAGCAUCACCAGCAGCAGAAUCGUCAGCAAAUAAAACAUCAGCAGACUCAGCAGACGGUGCAUUGGCCGCAUCGCAAGUGGCAUGAGCAGCAGGUUGAACACCAUCUGCAUCAGCAGCAGAAACUGGAAGAUAUUUGUCAGCAUCGGAAUUAUCAUCAGCUGCGGUAUCAUCAGCAGCUGGAUCAUCAGCAUCAUCAUCACAAUCAUCGGCAUCAGCAGCCGGAUCAUCACUCUCAACAAAGCCGUCUUCAAUAUUACCAUCAGCAUUAUGAGCAUCAGCAUCAACAGCAGCAGCUAAACCUCCACAACCAUCAUCCUCAAUAUCAUUAUAAGCAGCAGCUAAACCACCACUAUCAUCCUCAACAUCAUCAGCAGCUAAACUACCACCAUCAUCCUCAACAUCAUCAGCAGCUAAACCACCACCACCGUCAUCCUCAACAUCGUCAGCAGCAGCAGGAGCAGCAGCAGCCGCUAAACCACCACCAUCAUCCUCAACAUCAUCAUCAGCAGCUAAAUCACCACUACCAUAAUCAUCAUCAGCAGCAGCAGGAGCAGCAGCUCAACCACCACCAUCAUCCUCAACAACAUCAUCGUCAGCAGCAGUGUGCGGGAGUGGGUGAUGUGGGUCAGGGGACUUCGUCUGCCCGCACCCCCUCGUCCCCGCGGGGUCUCGCAGGAGAGAGGGAUAAGCCGGGGUCCCUCCGGGGUCCGCGAGGGGGUUCCACCCCGCCGAGGGGGUCUCUGGUGCCGGGUGACGGCAGCGAGCGGAGUGAGCGGCGAGAAGACGAGACCCGGAGUGGCCGCAGCAGCAGCGGCGGCGGCACGAGCAGAGCAGAGCCAUCCGAAUCGCGGCGCUGCCGCUCCGCCGACCCCGUCCAUCCGGACCUGGGCUGGACACGGAGUCCGGGUGGCGGCGACAGGGGCGACGUUGGAUCCACGGGACCAACGGACACGGGCACUGCCGGCGCCAAGCGCAAAAUCGACGCAGCCAACACCUCGUCACCGUGA
Messenger RNA from Lethenteron reissneri (Far Eastern brook lamprey), 1949 nucleotides. RefSeq names its product G-box-binding factor-like. The record is from RefSeq and is a predicted model, not a curated record. Lineage: Eukaryota; Metazoa; Chordata; Hyperoartia; Petromyzontiformes; Petromyzontidae.